Pseudogymnoascus destructans is the source of this 3959-nucleotide messenger RNA. RefSeq lists its product as uncharacterized. The record is from RefSeq and is a predicted model, not a curated record. Bases 1 to 3495 code for a protein of 1164 amino acids. The transcript has a single exon. Lineage: Eukaryota; Fungi; Ascomycota; Leotiomycetes; Thelebolales; Thelebolaceae.
AUGGAUUUAGACCCGCCGCCGGCAUACGAACCUCCCUCCGGUCCUGGUGGUGAUGACAGCGUCGACAUCAGCGUCGAUGACAGCUUCGAUGACAGCGACCCAGGCGUGAACUGGGCACGCAACCACCUCCUCGAAGCCCGCUCUGCUCUCGCCAGCUACCCUGAAACCAAGCGCGCCCUGAAGCGGCAGGUGCUUGAAGAACAAGAGAUGAUACGGCUAGGCAUCGACCAUCAUGGACCGCCACCUGCACAUGCUCCGCGGACCAUCGUGCCGCCUUGGAAGGACGGCAGCAUGCUCACAGACGUGGUGCCGACUAGUUCGAUCUUUGGGCCAGGAAACAUCGAGGAAGAGCUGGAUCAAGCUAUUGAUUUUCAGGAGUUCGGAUAUAUGAAUGUGAUGCCUAGUCUGCGGCGUAGGCAAGACCCCUUGAGGGAUGCGUUCGGGGGAGUGCAGACAAUGGUUGUGCGAAAUCCGUCGAUUAAAUGGGGCGCUAUGGUGCCGCGGCAACAUUUUCCAGGGGCAGAGGUGGAGGGGGUUAUACCUGAAAUGCAGUUGACACCGGAGUUUGUGGUAAUUAAGAGGCAUGUGUGCGGGACAGAGUGUCCAGAAGGGUGCCACGAGGGAGGAGGGGUGAGAACGAAGGGGAAGGGAAAGCCGGUGGCAGAGGUAGGAGAUAUAGAAGGGGGUGAGGCGAUGGAGGGCGUGGUGUUUGCGCAUUGGGGUAACGAUGACUUUGACGAGAGUGAAGACAGUGGCUCAGACCACGAACAAAACGAAAAGUUACGAGAGCAGCAGGAGCUCAAGACAAUAGAGACUUUAGAGCAUUGUACAAUUAUCGAGCGGCAUCGCAGGAAAUGGGCAGCGGAAAUUGGCGCACUGACGGACAAAGCGCGGAUUAUGACUGAGAAGCUCCCGUCAAUUAGCCUCAAUACGAAAGAACCAAGCCACGAGGCAGAGAGAGUUUACGAGCCAGCAUUUGUUUUGUCUGGCAAGAUGAUGAAUCGACUGGAUGACCAGAGAAGGAAGGAAGAGGAGCUUAAGCAGGAGAAGGCGAGGCUGGCCAGGAUACGAAUUACGAAAUGGCGAGCGGCAAUGGCGGGGCGAGAUACUUCCCAGAUGGGAGAUAAGGCAGGAGAGGUCAUGUUCCAGUCGCUGGUGGACAGCGGGGAUCUCGCUGCACCGGAAAACAACCCAGACAACGAGAGUUUUAACAGCAACUACGAGGGAUCGCCUACUGGGGGCAACAAUGGCGGGGCUUCUGGUCCGGCUCCACGGUCUCCAGACAAGGAAGACUCUGCAGAGAGGCGUAAGCAGGAGAAGUCAAGGCUGGCCAAAAUACGACUUGCAAAAUGGCGAGCGGCAAUGGCGGGGCAAAGUACUACCGAGAUGGGAGAUGAGGCCGGAGAGGCCGUGUUAAAGUCCAUUGAUGAUAGUCCAGGGCCAAGUGUGGUUACUGAAAACACCCCGACAAGUGAUUUUGAUGAGGCGAUGGCACUGCAAGCCAGCCAACCCACUGUCAAAUCCACCGAGGAGGUAGUAUUCGACCUAGCCGAACAAGAGGACAAAAAAUUACAAGAGACAGCCCAAGAAGAGGUCCCCGAAGAGAUACACAGCCUCGAGGCCACUUCUCAGGAGACUGCUGCGGAAGAGUCCAUCGCCCAGGCACUCAUCGCCCAAGCUGCGAUCGUCCGGGGUGCAACUACUCCAGACCUCGAUCUUGAAGAAACUCCCAUUUCUGAAUCAGCCCCAAAAGAGACCACUUCAGCAGAGGCCACACUGGAAGAUGCCACGUCUGAAAAGCCUGCACCUAAAGAGGCCGCGCCUGAAGAUACCACGCCUGAAAAACCCACACCUAAAGAGGCCACGCGUGAGGAGACUACCACUCAAAAGGCUAUCGCUGAAGAAACUUCAGCCCAAGAAAAUCUUGGUCCAGGGCCAGGGCCCAGCCGUAAGAGACUAGCUCCCAAUAAGUCAUCCUUAAAGAGACGCCCAGCCAAGAGACAGUCUAUCCGUGACUCACCAUUUCUAGACGCUUCAGAACGAGAAGCGCCUCCUCUAUGGAUAUUGCAGCGACAUGGGAGGCUUAUCCGCAAUCCGUUGGCCGGUUCUACCACUGGCUAUAGGCGCUGGUCUGAUCCGGAGAUUGAUGCGCCUGUUCCCAUGCCAUCAUCCGAUUCAGAGCCACGCCCUCGAUCCACCACAAUCUCAGAAGGCACGGAGCCUCCGGUGCCGCGCUGCUCAGCUGAAGAUACAAUCCCAACUAUAGGGGAAGAAGGCCAGAUGACAGAGCACGUCGAAGUAGUUGACGAUAUCCUAGCCCUUCCGUCGCCUGCUGAGUGGUUCUUGGCGGAUAGAGAGAGCAUGCCCCCGCCGCCCUCGCCGCGACCUCGCAAACGGUCCAUGGCAGUCAUAGAAGGCUCGCCAUAUAUGCCUAGUCGCUGGUCGCCUGACGACUUGUUCCCAAGCAUAGAGAGGUUAUUCCAGGCUGCGAGGCCGUCUUCGUCGGGUGGGGACAGCGCCGCCGAUGUCACUUCACUGGCUCCCGCGCGUGCCAGUACACCCGAACCGCUUCAAAUGUCGCGAGAGCAGAUCCGAAACAGUGCACAGGAAUUAGCAAAUCUGCUAGGGCCUGCCGAAGAAAGAUUUAGGCAUCCUGCUAUUGGUUUAAUAACUGUGAUGACGAACCCUCAGAUGGCAGAGUUGACAAUGCCCUAUCGGCCGACACGAGGACCUAGUGCGCUUAGAAGGGAGAUUCUGAUUGACAAAGAGGCCUUAGAGGCAGAGAACUUGGAAAGAUUUGCUCUGGAGGCUGAGGAGCUCGAGAGAGGCGUGUUUGCUUCUCGUGUCCCUGAUCCCCCUCCUUAUAAUCUGCGCAGUAGAUCUAGGACCAGUUCGGAGAAUCCAUCACCUGUUACGCCGAGCAUCUUCAGUGGCGAAACGUCGGGGACUUCAGUUACUGCUACACCAACGGGAUCAGGAGAUUUGACGGGUGAAGCGGUUGUGGCUGCCGAGCUGGCUGAAGAUAGGAGCGGAAUGAGGGUUGUGGAGAGGGUUGUGGCGAUGGUUCUGGAGGGGGUGUAUUUGCCGUCCAGUCCGGCUUUGGCGGUGGAUAGGCUGGUGUUGGGUAGAGACGGUGCACCGGGAGUAGACCGGAGCGAGGGGAGGGCUAAUCUGUGGCGGGAAGAGAGCACGGGGACGGAGGGGAGCACGGGGACGGAGGGGAGCAUGGGGAGAGAAGGUAGCAUGGAGAGUCUGAGCAGUACUGGAAGAUCGAGAAGCAUGGAAAGAGAAGGGAGUAUUACGACAGAGGUUGUGGAGACGCUGGGGGGUUUGGCGGUAGAGAGUGUGAGUGAGGAGGGUGGACCCGAGGAGGGAAGUGAAGUGCUAGGAAGGGUCUUGCCGUCGACGGAAGUGCCCGAGGAGGCGAUUGAAGAUGAAGAGGACGGGGCGCCGCUGACGAAGGUAUCGAGCCAUUCAUCGAGGCAUUCAUUGUAAAGUAGGGUGAUUCCGGAGAGUGGCUGUUCGGGGUGAGAUUCUUUUUGACGUUCUGAGCUGUACAUAUUGGUUUUACUUGGUGUUUUGGUUUUGGUUUUGAGAUGGAGUAUAGAGUAAGUUUUGCACACGAUGGGGUUUGGAAUAGCUAUUCUUGGAUAAGGUGUACUUGCAGCGAGACACUGAUACAAUGGGAAAGAUCCGAGCGGAGAACAGCCCCCAAGAUUACCAGACCUUGGCAAUUCUUCCCACUCACUUUGCACCCCCAACUGGCUUACUACAGUUAGUAUGAGCAGUGUACUCCAAUCUGCUCUAUCUUAUUGGUAAUUUGGCACAGCUGGGACCCGUCUAAUUUUGCUUGAAAUGUUCCACCUCAAGACCCCGGGAAGGCUGAGCCCAAGCCUUGUCUCGGUGUUGACGCACUGAUUGGUAGGGAGGCCGUGUGGUGGUAAUGAGCAAAACAUGGU